Messenger RNA from Apis laboriosa (Himalayan honeybee), 2268 nucleotides. Its product is annotated as sodium/potassium-transporting ATPase subunit beta-2-like. Gene Ontology annotation, molecular function: ATPase activator activity. Gene Ontology annotation, biological process: intracellular potassium ion homeostasis; sodium ion export across plasma membrane; potassium ion import across plasma membrane. Gene Ontology annotation, cellular component: sodium:potassium-exchanging ATPase complex. Lineage: Eukaryota; Metazoa; Arthropoda; Insecta; Hymenoptera; Apidae. Bases 323 to 1786 code for a protein of 487 amino acids. The transcript is spliced from 11 exons. The record is from RefSeq and is a predicted model, not a curated record.
UAUAUAAUAGUUAAAUAAUUGUGUAUAAUAGUAUCUACAAAUAUCUCAUUAAAAUCCUAAAAAUUCAACAUGGUUUGGAAAAGAUAAAACUUGAUGAAAUGACCCUGAAAAUUAAUGAAAUGGUGCAUUGUAUUAAUUUAACCGCAUCCUGUUUUUUCGUAUACUUUACGCUAUGUAGAGAAAUAUGGUCUUCCAUCGUUACAAUUGUGUUAAUACAAAAUAUACAUAUAUAUAUAUAUACAUAUAUAUUUGAAAUUUAGGUCAAUUAGGAUUAUUUUAUUUGUGCUUUUUUACUAUUUUGGGAACAAUAUUUGCGGUACAAAUGAAGAUCAGUAUAGAUUACGUUUCUCAACUGGAUAAACCAUUUUUUCAAUACCUUAGUUCAAAAUCUGGAAAACCUUCACGUUUUACCCGAUCAACUUUCGGCAGUCCAGAAUAUAAUAAAAAUAAAUCAAACUAUGAUUUAGACUGCUAUAAAAAACAUUCGAUAUCAAAACAUCAUAGAAAAUCUUGUUAUUUUAACAUACACAAUCUUGGAAUAUGUAGCACGCCUCCAUAUGGUUAUACAAAACCUUUAAAACCUUGUGUUCUUAUUAAAUUUAAUAAGAGAUUCGAUUGGAUCCCAGAAUAUUAUAAUUAUUCGUCGUAUUUGCCGCAUAACAUGCCAGCGAGAUUGAAGAAAGUAGUACAAAAAUCUCACAAGCCUUAUAUUUGGUUGUCGUGCAACGGAGCGAAUAACGUGGAUAAAGACCAUAUCGGAGAAAUAGAAUACAUUCCAACUCCUGGAUUUCCAGUUGAAUAUUUUCCAUUUACCGGACAGCUAGAUUAUAUGUCUCCUAUUGUCGCGUUAAAAUUCAAUAGUUUAACAUUAAAUAGAUUAGUGACAGUGGAAUGCUACUUAUGGGCUCAAAAUAUCGAGCAACAUUCUCGAUACUCGUUAGAUUUUCAAAUAAUAAUAGCCAUCACUGGAGCAUUCUAUACUUGCUUCUUCAGCGCGUUGGCCUUGCUCUUUGCUGUUUGCAUGAAAGGAUUGUUAGCUACACUAAAUUACGAAAAACCAAGAUGGAUUCUUGAAGAAAGUUUAAUAGGAACCAAUCCAGGUUUAGGAUUUCGACCAAUGUCUAAUAAUGCUGACGAACGAUCCUUAAUUUGGUACAGUUCAUCGGAUCCUAGUUCCGUGCAAAAAUGGACAGGCCUGUUAGAUACGUUUUUAGAAGAAUAUAUUAAUUCAUCGUUGUUGCCAAACGGUGGUAGAAAUCAGCAAAUUUGUAAUUAUAAUACACCGGUUAAACCAGGACACGUUUGCGCGGUUGAGGUGAACAAUUGGGGCCCUUGCUCGCCUAACCAUCAAUAUGGUUUCAAUAAUUCCGCUCCUUGUAUCUUCAUUAAAUUGAAUAGAAUAUACGGUUGGAUACCAGAAUAUUAUAACGAUACCGAAAAUUUACCAAACGAAAUGCCACCUGAUCUUGUUGAACAUAUUAAAUCUACCAACAGUUCAUGGUUAAAUACUGUAUGGGUAUCCUGCAAAGGUGCAAAUCCUCAUGACAACGAGGAUAUCGGUGAAUUAAAUUAUUAUCCCGAAAACCAUGGAUUUCCAGGAUAUUAUUAUCCAUAUCAAAAUAUUCCUGGUUAUUUAAGCCCUGUCGUUGCUGUGCAUUUUCUUCGACCAGCAAGAAAUAAAAUAAUCAAUGUCGAAUGUCGAGCUUGGGCAAAGAAUAUAAAAUAUGAGACGUCUCAAAAUCAACAGCAUGGCAUGGUACAUUUUGAACUUAUGAUCGAUGAAUGAUAGUUAUUGCAUUUCUAUAUAGAAAUAAAAUCUUGUACCUUCGGAUACAAAAAUAUCUGCAGAAUAAUGUGGACAACGGGAACGAAAGAUGUGUGGUAAAUUUGAAGAAAACAAUCAACGAAACUUUGGUAAACGAAAAAUAAAAAUAAACAUAUUUCGCUUUUUUAAUAGGUCCAUAAAAAAUUAAAGACGUAAUAAGAUUAGACGUAAAGUCAGAAAAUGCUGUUUACUCGAUCCAUUAAAUUCACCAUGAAACUAUUUCGAUUUCAUGAUUGUGUUUAUUGUUAAAUGUUGGCGAAAAUUACUGUAAAAAUAAAAUAAUUAUUAAUCAUUGGCACUUAUUAUAAUUAUAAAAGUCAAAUAUAGAUAAGACAUUAUCACUAAAUAAUAUUAAAAUAAUAAAUGUCUUGUUUACAUAUUCUAGGAAAAAAAAAAAUAUAUGUAUAGCUACUGGUACUUAUUACAAGCUAAUAUUUCAAAUA